Messenger RNA from Amoebophrya sp. A120, 13762 nucleotides. Lineage: Eukaryota; Dinophyceae; Syndiniales; Amoebophryaceae. The record is from the annotation of a GenBank genome assembly.
CCCAGAACCCGAAGCCGCUGAUCCGGAAGGAGGCGCUGCGCUGGGUUCUCCACUUGUUCCCGCCGGAGUCAGCGGAGUACCGCUUUUACGCCAUCUAUGGGAGUGUCAGGAUUGAAAUCUACAAAGUUGAAAUAGCUUGUAAUGCAUAAAAUCGAUACCAGUUGGAAGCCCAAUUUCCAAGCAGCGCAUGACAAAUUUCGGCACCGUCUACAUCCACUUUGUCAUGCUGUUUAGGGACGACAGAAGGCGCCUUUUCCUUUUGUCAUGCUACUUUAGCAGCUCUAUCGCAGACCCCAAAGAAACAGGCUGACAGUCGGCCUCACUUACUUUCCAUCCCUGCAAGAGAGGCACUCGCACUUCAUGCCUUGCAAUUUAUGCAUGAGGAAUUAUUUCAACUUUUUCGAUUUCAAUCCUGACACUUCCAUACCGUCCAGCGAUGCGGGGACCAGGACCCCUCGGUCGCCAGCAUGGCCGCGAAAGCCUGCGACGCCAGCCGCAAGUGUCCCACCGUGAACGAGAUGAUGCGUUUUCUUCGUGAGGGAAGCAUUCUGCUGCCGUCAGAACUGGCCAAGAAGUGGCCCGAGGUGCCACAGAUUCCCAAACUGGAGAAGGGAAGCCUCGUAUGGCUUGCAAAUAGGUCUGGGUCUUGAAAGUUGGAACUUCUGAUGCUAACUUCGGACUCCAAAAAAAUUUGUAUUGUAUGACCAGCAAGAGGAGUCUAGCUUGUGCUUCGCGGGGAGGGCAUUUGUCAUGCGGAAUAUUAGGUAUCUGGAAGCAAUCAGAAGAGAGACAAUCUGUGAUGCUAGGGGAUACAUCACAGACGUCACGGGUCAUGUAAAAUCUGCAUGACAAGUUGCAACCUUCCAGACCCAGACAUAUUUGCAUUUGAUACCGCGCCUUCCUCGUCGAAUUCGUCGUCGCCCACUGCGUAUGCCUUGCAAAUAUCCCUGGAGGUCUGGAAAGAGGAAGGGUUUGUCAUGCUUGUCUGGCAUGACUGAAGAGAUUGUCAUGCGUGUGGUCCAAGAGGAGACCGCUCUUUUGCUUGUCAUGCAAUAAAACGCAGUUUUUCAUGCGGAAAGCGCAAGAUUACGUCGCGCAAAUAAGUUGUGCUUAUUUCUCAUGCUUGGCUGUGCAUUACGAUUACAGACGAGAAUUCACUAUUCACAACUCAACAUUACAUAGUUUUUAGUUUCCAGACAUCCAGGGAUAUUUGCAUUUGAUACUGCGAGGCCGAGCCGUAUCCAACAGAAAAGCUGCAGCAGGCGCAUAGUUGUACUAGAAAAUGAAAAUUCAUCGUGCAUGUGUGUUGCUGCUUUAUUUCGCCUGUCAGCGCCAAAAUUUUUGUAAAAAUAGAUGCUGGGCCGCUGCAAGGAAGACACCACAAGAAUUUUCCAUCGUCCGAUAAUAGCACAUGCACAGUCAGAUGUAGAAUGAUAAUGAAUGAACGUGCUGUGGACCAGCAUGACAAAGAUGAAGAUCGCUGCCCAAAAAUAAAAAAUGUGUCCUCUUUACCUUUGGGCAUCGACCAGCCAGCAGUGGAUUUCGUGUUGCGGCGCAAAAAGCAGAAUGAAUGACAAUUUCACUUUUUCUCUGGUACUUAUAGGCGUCACGUGCGUUUCUGUGCUAUAAGCCUUCAACAACCACGUUUGAUAUGGCUGCAGAUGAUGGAGUGCUGGGAGCAGCGAGACCUGUCGACGCCGCCGAGCAGGACGGAGAGAGCACCUCCUCGUGCAAAAGUGGAAGCAAGACCACACUGAAACGCCCCCGUGCGGACUCAGUCGUGAACACGGCCGACCACGUCGUUGCUGGAGCUCCUGCCCGCCCCGGCGCACUAGAAGGUGCCACACAACUCGAAAGAGCUCCCGAAGCUGCAGGAAUUGCAGGCGCUGAUGCGCCACGGGCGGCCCGUCCUCAGCACCAAAAAAAGUCCGUGGUCUCCGUGCAGGAUGCCAAAGUGCUGCUUUCCCUGGCCGAUGCCUCGAGCUCGUUGAAAGCCUAUCGGCUCCUCUGGGAGUUGGCGCAACACGACUUGCAUCGGGAAUUCGCUGAACGUGUGGAAUUCUUCGCAAACAAGGCUUUCCUCUCCGACAACGCGCUGGACUGGGCCCACUUUCUACAGGAUAUCCUAGACAAGUACGAUUCACCUGCUCCUGUCGAGGUUUCUGCUCAAGUCGGUCCUCCUGCUCGCGCUGCAGUCGAACCUGAGCUGCAGCUCUUCGGAACCGACCAGCUAGAAGCGGCGCAGGAGCUCGCUGCUAAGCGGAAGACGCUGUUAGCAGAACUGUAUGGCCGCUACUACGGACGAGACGAACUACUAAAAACGCCGAGCUAUGCAUUGCAAAUAUCGAUCUGGCUCUGCAACGAUAGUACUAGACUUGUCAUGCUGACCUCCUCCCAUGCUCCCGCGAAUCCUCCAUGCUGCGCUCCUCCCAUCCUCUGUCAUCCGCAUCGCGAAGUAGCAGUGCUCCUUUGUAGUGAUGUAAAAACGCAAUUUGUCGUGCGCGUUGCAUAUUCCUCGCUCAAAAAUUUGUGAUGCUUGGCUGCGUACUGCGGUCAGUUUCUUUCGGAUUCGCGACAUGGUAGCAAGACAGCUUUCAAGAAGACCCAGGUAUUAUAUUUGCAUUCGAUACGAGCGGUCUGUCAGCUACAACUUCGCGCGCCGCCGCGGCUCCAGCGCCCUCCUCCGACGAUUUCCUGGGCGACACCGUGCUCCUUCUCCUGGCUGUCCUCUAUCAUGAGGGAAAUAAUGCCUCCUCCCUUCUAUGUGGAAAACGUACAAAAAGCGUGAUUUGUGUUCCCUGUUCGUGUGCUCACGCAAAUCCAAAUGUUAUGUUGUCCUCUGUCUUGCAUAAAAUUCGGCAAGGAAGGCCUGCUGGACAGGCAAUCAUCUGUAAAAAUGCGGUUAAGCCUACAGAACAGUAGGAAGGUCUACCGUUCUGAAGAAGUGCUAGACCACAUCUAGAAAGAACCUAACGAGGCUUGGAAUGCGUCUACUAUAUUUUCCCUUGAUGCAAGAGAUGGUGCAAGAAUUUGUGUACAGGCAUAGAUGAUGCAGCAUCAGAAAUUCCCGUUUGGGGAAGGGGGGAUUUUCAUCUGAACAUCCUCGUGGUUCCCGUUUCAGGAAGCCAAGCCACGGUGACGGAGCGCGACACUGUGCCCACGGGCCAGAAGAUUUUGGACAAGCUUGCGGCCUCGAGCCUUGACUCAACCCGGAAGCUCGAGGCGUAUGAAAGCCUCAGGUUGGAAAUUCUCAAAGUGAAAAUAAAUUUGUAAUGCAAAAAAACGACUCCAGUUGAAGCACCAUUUCUAGUCGGCGCAUGACAAAUUUUCCUGGCACUCAAGUCUUCGUGUCUGUCAUGCUAGUUAGGCAAAGGUGUGCCGUUCUCUCGUGCUAAUCUAUCAGCAGCCCAAUUCUACUGAACCCGUAGAAGCACAGUAGUCGGCCUCCGUAGUUGCGUUCUCUGCAAUACAGUCUUUUUGGUGUCGCAUUUUAUGCAAUUACAUACAAAUUAUUUUCACUCUGAGAAUUUCCAUUCUGAGGCUCUCAUAAGGCGGCCACCGUACUGGUAAGGAAACUCGGCAGGGACACAGUGCUCCAGGCCCUGUCGAAGAAGAUGAUAGACCCAAUCCCGGCCUCAUCUACGAGUAGUGGCGCGGCAGGGUCGACUAUGAAAGUGCACAAGAAUUCCCCCUCCCCCUCAUUUGUCAUGCAAAACCCCAAAUACAGGCUGUGCCUCUUGGCACUGUUUGCAUGACAAGUUCUGGUAGCCCAAACAGCACUAGACUCUAGCGUACAUUUGUCAUGCAAAACCGGCAUUCGUCUUGCGCUUGCCCGAUGCUUGUAUUGCCGUUCAUGCUAUACAAAUGAUGGGCAGGGGGAGUUGUGCAUUGUCAUAUCGACGAGGACGACCAAGAGUGUGAUUCCGGACGACAAGCUGGCCAUCGGUCUAUCGAGAGGAAAAAUCCCCCCUCCCCAUAUCAAAACGAAAUUUCUGAUGCUGGAUUUGGAUACACAAAUCAGAUUUGUGUUGCACAAAGGCAUGGCGGCCAGAUCCGCAGGCUAGCUGAGGGCGUAUGGGUCUAGUUGCUCAGCAUGGCAAACGGCCUCCCUUUAGGCCCAACGGCAUGACAAAUCGCCUCCAUAAUGUGGCGGAAGCUUCUGCCCUUGUCUUCUUGCAAGACAGAUGUGAUUUGUGACCUCAAAUCAGCAACACAAGGCAUACCUUUUCAAUAUGGGGAGGGAGAAUCUUUCCUCUCAAUACGGUCCGGCAGGGAGCUUCCGCGACGCCUUCGCCUUCGGUGCUGUGCGCUUCCUCGCUGUCUGUGGCGACGUGGAGCGGGUUAUGACAGUGCACAACUCCCCCUCUUCGUCCCCCUCAUUUGUCAUGCAAAAUAUCCAAUUCACCCUUUGCCUCUUGGCCCUGUUUGCAUGACAAAUUCUGGUACUAGCCCAAAUAGCACUAUACAACUCCAGUGCAAGUUUGUCAUGCAAAACCAGCAUCCUUGCUGGUGCUUGUAUUGUCGUUCAUGCGAUACAAAUGAGGGGGAGGGGGAGUUGAGAACUGUUAUACGGGUGCUGGAGAUUAGCCAGCGCGACCAUUGGCGCGACCGCGACGACGCGGUCUGCGUCGUCGCCCUUGCGCUCGUGCUGGAUGCGGGGCUGGACAUCUCGACAAUUUUGUCGCACAUGGGCGAGGGCGAGGCAGGUGAUAAUAUACUUCCAAAGGGCCAACAAGAACCUCCUCCGCAUCAACAGAGCGGCACUACAGCAGCUGACAGUACAACUUCUACAGCACCUACAACAACGUCUGGCACGAAUGAUAAAAUCACGACAUCGGACAUCCAUCAAAAGGGGGUCUCUGUAGUGCCCCUGAGGCAUGGCGUCGUCUGGCUUCUGUGCCGGCUGAAGCACGAGCAAGAGAAGUUGCAUGGCUCCUUUUUCUCUACUAGUGCCUCACGUCAGACUUCCGCCUCUACUCCAGAUCCCGGCUUGUUAAACGAGGCCACCGUGGAACUGCUGGCCCGCAUUUUCGUCCGGGGUCUGCACCUGCCCGUCGCGAACCUGUUUGUGGCGGAUGCGGCAGCGAAAGGCCUUGUCCGGCUAUUCGCACUCACGUUCAAGAACGACACGACAAAUCAGGCUCGUCCUGGACGACGUGCUGCUGCUGCCAGCAGUACUACUUGCCUCACAAAAACUUCCGCUUCCCCACCUGUCGAGCCAGGUGGUGAACUCGAAGGAGAUGCAGGGACUGGCCCUGCUGCUCCUGCGGGCAGCACCUCGCUGGUUGUCAAAACCAUUUUCGCCUCCGUGCAGCAGCGGACACACAACGAGAGCGCCCUGGUCGCCAAGGAGGAGGACUCCGUGCUUGCGAAAUCCAAAGACAGUGCCGUUCUCGCGGCGCGGGAAAGGCAGAAUGAACUGAAGGAGAUGCUGUUUCUCUGCCGGCAGCUGGGAAACUUGAACUUCAUCAUUGCGUGCUUGGACCAGCCCACGGGCAGCUCCGUCGCGCUCGCGAGCAUGGCCGCGAUGCAUGAGGACGCUGCGAGUUCACGGCUCGCGGAGGUCGCCAAGAAGCUCAUGAACCCGAAUAGCACUUUAUCAAAUGUAAAAAUGUCUGGGUCUGGAAGAAUGCGCGAUUUGUCAUGCAGCUUUUCCAUGACCCAUGAGGUCUGGAAUGCAGGACCUAGCAUGACAGAUUCUGUGCGAUCUUUCUCAUGCCUAUCCUGCAUGAGAAACUACCUCCCGACUUGGUCAAAAUUGGGCGACUUUUGGCAAUCAUGCAACACAGAUUUUUGCAUGCUGCAGAUUUAGCAUGACAAGUUGCAAUCUUCCAGACCCAGACAUUUUUACAGUUGAUACACUUCCGCUAUGAGCAACGGCUCGAGUUCCACCGGUCCGCAGCUCGCCGGCGUAUUGACAACCCUGAACGCGCUGAUGAGCAUGUCCGAGAAGGACCAGCAGCGCCUGGCGGACCUGAUGGAUCCGCAGAAGCGCAAGGAGGCGGAGGAAAAGCAAGAAGCGGAGAAGCGCGCCCGCGUGGCCCAGGAGGCCAGCGUGAGCCAGCUCAAGAAGCAGCAACAGACGGCGUCGGUGGCCGGGUCGGGGUUCUUCGACGCGCUGACCAUCCAGGCCGCCGACGUACGGUCCCUGGCGCUCCCGGCGCACCUUCGCGCGGCGGUAGCCGAGAAAAGGCUGGUGCUGCACCAGUUUCCGCCGUACUUCUUCCACAGUAACGGAAAGCUCCGGGAAGUCAUCGUUUCGAUAUCAUACGUAAAAACGACCCCACCCCGUAGUCAAGCUGGGAACUCUGCCAGUACAUAAACGACCCCAAACACGCCGUACUUUAGUCAAGUUGGGAACUUAGCAACACAAACCCAGAAGCUUUCGGAGCAACGCAUGACAAAUUCCAGUCCGUAGUGUAGUGCAGUUUAGCAAGAGCAGCCGCACGACAAAUCCAUCUGCUCAUCCCGUUUACAGCAUCACAAAUUCCAAAACGCAAUUGGAAAUGCCUCUCAACAUGGAGAUGCGCAUUACAAGAGAUGCGCAUUACAAAUCUUCCUGUGGUCGCAAAUCUGCAUGACAACUAUGGGGUGGGAGAGUCUUUACUCAGGAUAUUCGAUCUCCCUGAACUACUUCGGGAUCGAGCGCGUGCAGGACAUCGGUCCCUGGCCCAUAUGCACUGCAAAUAUGUCUGGGUCUGGAAACUUGUGAUGCUGAGUUGCGUACCAUGAGCAUCAUGAGGAGGCCACAACUCUUGAUGGCUCAGCAUGAAAAGUUUCUGAGCUUCUACUUCUAGGUACUAUUGCCUACUCUGCAUGACAAACUUCUGCGUUUCUGCAUCACACAAAAAUGGCGGCUUUAGGUAAAAGCGUGCGUGACAGACUCGAGAGUUAUCUUGCUAGCCGAGCAAGACAAGUAGUCCCGCAUUCUUCCAAAACGCCAGACAGAUUUGCACUGGAUAGCUCAAGGUGUACCGCAACCUUGUGCGGAUCGGGUUGAGCCCAUCGGUGUCUCGCGUGAGUUUACGGGAAGCCAGCUGCCGGUGCCUGACGCAAUUGCUACGGUCGGGCAGACGCUGGAGGGAGCUGGAACCCGAGUGGCAGGCCCUUUGGGAGGCGGUGAUCCAAGUCACCGACGACCUCGAACCGAAAAUCGAGGCCGUCGCCGGCCCACUAUCACGCACUCUGCGAUCCCUGACCAUCCGUCUCUGCAACAGCUCCGGCCAACUGGCGUCGCAGCGCUUUGACGCCCCGCCGGGGUAUUACACUAAAAAGUCCCCCCCCGAUCCCGGAAGCGGGAAAAAAUAAUGUUUGUGUAUACAUAACAAGAUUUUUAAAUGCGAAACUCUUUCGGUCUUUUCCUCUGAGCUACGAGUAGUCUUUCUACUGCAGGAGAACCUUCUAUGCGUAUAAUUUCACAAGGAUCGCUUGCAUGACAAGUGCCGCGCUUGCUGGGCCUGGAGUCUUUUGCAGUACAAAUUUUUGCUAUUCACCAUUGAAAAUCUGCGACGCUGAUACAUGAAAGAGGGCGAGCGUUCCCAUAAUUGGGAACUGGAACAAGCUUUGCCAUACAAAAACAAACGCUUCCACGUUCUGGGGUCGUGGCGGCACUUAUUUUCCAUAUUUAUACGAGGAACCAGCUAUUUUCUCAGGGCGCAGCGAACGCCACCAGUAGUACUGGCGUUGCGGCGAGUGGUUCUUCCUCCGGAGCACCUGCAGCGCACCACCAGCGCCAACAGUACAUUGGCUCCGCGGAAGUGCAGGCGGCUCUGUCGAAAACACUCCCCAUGCUGCUGCAGUUCCUGCACCUGUACCCGCACGCCCGGUCCCUGUGCUUCGAUGUGAUCCACGAGGUCGCGCAACUCACGGCCAACGCGUCGUUGUUGAAGCCCUUUCUGCUGGAGCUGGUGCCGCUUCUUCUGGAAUCACUGAACGCACUGGAGCACCGCAAGGUCGCGGAGUACCAAUGGGACUUCAACCGGGCAGGCGCCGGCGAGAAAUACGAACAAGCCCGCAUCGCGGCGUCCAAAGACUCACCCAGCUUCCGGCUGCUGCGGCGCCUGGUGCCCAGUUUCGACCGGCCCGCCCUGUUGGAGCUGUCCGGGACGCUGCGGAAGUUAAUGCGGCAGGGGGUGGGCUCCAACACGAGGUGCGGGGUCUGCGAUUUCUACUCCAUGCUGGCCGCGGAGAUGUACCGUGAGGAAAAAUCCCCCCUCCCCAUAUUGAAAACGUAUGCUCCUAAAAAUUUGUGAUGCUGAUUUGUGGCCACAAAUCCUGUCUCUCUUGCAAGGAGGCAAAUCCAAAGAAUUCGCAGCCUUAGGGAGGCGAUUUGUGAUGCUGUUUCACGUACAUGGCAGGCCUCUGUCAUGCUCAGCGCCUAAGUACAACAAAACACCCCUACGCAGGCUGCGGCUUUGCUUGUAGUGCCUCACUGCAAGACAGGGCUGAUUUGUGUACACAAAUCCAGCAACAGAGGUUUCCGCUUCAAUAUGGAAAGGGGGGAUUUUUCACUUUGAUAAGAUGCCGCAUGUGUUCUCGCAGCCGAUCGCGUUGCAGACUUUGCGGGCCAUUGCGAGCUCGCUGGUGGACGAAAGCAUCGCGGUCAAGUCCGCAGCAGCGUUAUUGUGACGAAAAAUCCCCCGCCCACCCCAUGUCGAAAAGUAGAAUAAGUUUUGUGAUGCUAGAUUUGCAUACACAACUCGGACUGUAUUGCUAGAAGAAGGCCAAGAGACGCAGCUGCGGCCUCGUUUGCGCACCAUUUCUCUACUCGAUGUGUCCCUCUACUUCCAGUUGCUUCCUGUCAUGCUGAAGGCGCAAGGCUUUGGCUUUGUUUCCCACGCCGGCCAGCACUCCAGUCCACAUGUCUCUUCCGUUCUAGCUGGCAUGACGACGUGACUUGCGAUUUUUGCAAAUCGUGCUACACCAGUCCUCCUCUGAGUAUGGGAUGAAGGAGGGACUUUUCGUUGCAAUACGCGUCCGCGUUUGCGAGUAUCGCCAAACGGGUCGACGACAAGACGAGCCUGGCAGAAAUCAUCGAGAAAAAGUAUCAGAAUGAAAAAUGCCCCCACCCCCGAACUUGAAAGCAUUUGUAUUGCAAACCUUUCCAAAUGAAACAUUCGCCCUCUUGCACCUAUCAGCAUCACAGGUUUCCAAUCGUGAAUAGCGAAAAUUUGUAUUGCAAAAGACCCCAGCAAGAGCGGCGCUUGUCAUGCAAGCGAUGCGAUACACGCCUAGACUCUGCAUCAGAAAGAUUCAUACUCCUUUCAUGCAUGACAAAAAGGUUUCAUUUGGAAACUUCGCAUCACAAAUUUUUGCAAUUUGAGGGGUGGGGGGCACUUUUCACUGUAAUAAAAAGCUGCUGCCCGGAGCAGCAGACUUUAAUGAUGAUGUUGAAGACGUGAAUGUGGACGACGCGGCGCGAGGAGUAGGACUACCAACGCUAUCAAGUGCAAAAAUGUCUGGGUCUGGAAGAAUACAAACUUGUGAUGCGCAUUCCAGAACACAGGAAAAUCUCUCAUGCAUAGGCAGCAAAAGUUGCCCACUUUCUGUCACCAAAAUGCGACUUGUCAUGCGGAUUCGGCAUUGCGGACGCUUCUCGAAUCCUGUGAUGCUAGAGCUUCCAUGCCAGACCUUCUGCGUCAUGCAAAAACAGCAUGACUCUUCCAGACCGAGACACUUUUGCAUUUUAUAAACGCCCAAAAAAGGCCAAGCGGAGCCUGCUGUUGAAGUGGAGCCGGGGACGAAACAGGUGUCGACAGUUCUCCGCCUAGACGAGGGCGGCCGAGCAGGAGAGAACCCGAAAGAGGUCCGCGGUGAAGUAGAAGUAGAUGUCGCAAUGUCACUGGACCAACGCGGGCCGGGCAGUGGUAUGAUGGGAACAAAAAAUCCUCCCCAUAUUGAAAAGCCUUACUUACUUCUGAAAAUUUGUGAUGCUAUGGCUAAUUUCUGGCCACAGACCGUGCCUGUCUUGCAAAGGGGCAAUUCCAGAGAGUCCGCCUCAGUACGCCGGCGGUUUAGAAUUAUGCAGUCGCGCCCAUAGGGCAGGCCCCUGCUAUAAUGCAGCUAUGGGCCUACGCGACUAAAACACCCCUUCGCAGCCUUAGCUUCUACCUGCGGUCGUGCCAUACUGCACACAAAUGAUCCAGCAGCAGAAAGCCGCGCUUCAAUAUGGGACAUCAGCGGGGGGAUGAUUUUUCAUUUUGAUAAGUGAGCACCGAUCUUUGCUAAAGACCUCGGCAUCCGACCUCGGGUUUCUCACCACCUCGUAUCCUGAUGAAAAACGUCCCCACACCAGAGUCAAGAUGGGAAACCUGCUAGACAGAUCAGCCAGCCUUGGUUGUCUGGCAUGACAAGUUUCUUGUCCUCGUCGUGUAGUCCUGUUUAGCUAGUUCAGAAGCAUCACAGAUCUAACAUGGCAUGCUGAUUAUAGCAUCACAAAUUCAAAAACACGAAUAGAAAACGUUUCAAAUAGGGCUCCGCAUGAGAAACUUUUUUGGCGUGCAGAAUUGCAUGACAGCUCUGGGGUGGGGACGUUUUUACUCAGAAUACCUCGGCAAAGGCUUUGUCCGAGAUCCACCUAUCAACUGCAAAUAUGUCUGGGUCUGGAAAGUUGUGAUGCUGUCUGGCCAAUCAUGUGGACGUCUGCAUUGACAGCCAAGCAUGACAAGUUUUGGAGUUGCUAUAGUCUUGUCUAUCUGCAUGACAAGCUGCGUUUCUGCAUGACAGAGAAGUGUGGCUUUUGGGUGGCGCGCAUGACAGACUUGAUAGCCAUGCCAGACUAGCACGACAAAUCUCGCAAUCCCCCAGACCCAGACACUUUUACUUUUGAUACCACCGCCGAGGGUGCGAUUUGCGUUCGCUCCAAUUGCGCGACCGCCUGUGCAGCCAGUGCUUUUUUCACCAGUUCCACGCGGUGGACCGGGUCAAGCAAGAAUGGACCGCAUUGUGGCUGGAACUGGGCUUUUCUGUCCGGCAAGCCCUUACUCUCGAGCCCGUCGUCACCGUUUUAGCCCGCGCGCUGCAAUCGCAGGACCGCGCAACGCGGAUGCAGGCCUGUCGCGCCGCGGUACAACUCUCGCAAGACCUUCUCGCAGGUCGUACCACCACUGGUUCAGGAGACGAGGACGCGAAUAAGGACCUGCAGCGGCUGGCAGCGGCGCUGGCGAAAUACGAGAGACAUGCAACCCCCCCCUCGGUCGUCAUGGUCAUCGUCGCCUUUAAUAUUAUUGGUAAAUUAUUUUUUCGCAUGCAAAGAUGCAAUUCCAGGGCAGUACUACCUAGCCUUCUAACUAGCUGCGUCGUCUUGCAUAGCACUACAGGCCGUACCUGGAUCUAUUUUUGUCAUGCAAACGCUACAAUUCUAUCCUUGUCGCGAUUGCCGCGCAUCACGUCCUGCAAAGGGAAGGGGAGUUGUGCACUGUGAUACGAAAAGUGUGGAAACCUACAAGCUCGCGUACGUCGGGGCAAGUGUGGUAUUGCGCGCCCUGGUCACGCUGCUGAUGCACCUAAAUGUAGGAACAAAUAUGACAUUCACCGGCGCAAGAAGCGCAGAUGAAGCGGCGGGCGACAAGGACCACGAAGUGGGAGGUGAGGACUCAACGUUUCUUGCAAAAACCGCUUCUUCCCCUGGUGCUCUUGGCACGCGGCAGGUGCAGGCCUGCGUGGAGAUGGUGAGGUCGACGCGCGUGGAGGAUACCGAUCGCGCGGAAGCGCUGUGCAUUCUGACCGACAUGGUCGCGAAACUGGGGCGCGGCAUCGCACGGGAGAUUCCCGUGGCCGAUCUGUACAGGUGGAUCGAAACCAAGCUGGACCAGAAAGAGUAUGGUGUUCUCAAACGUUACAUUCUCAACUGUAACAUGAAUCUGUAAUGCAAGAAUGGCAAAAGCCAAAGGGGGAAGAUUGCAAAACUUGCAUUACAAAUGCCACGCUGAUUUAGGUGGUGUUUAGCCCUUCGCAAAUUUGUCAUGCGAAGCAGCUUGAUCUUGUUGAUGAUGAUGGUAGUUUUGCAUCACAAACUCACGUAACAGUUGAGAAUGUAACGUUUGAGAACUCCAUAAAGAAGUCGAGCUCCGCCAGGAAGCAGAGAAGGACUUUGCCUUCGUGGCGAAAGUUCGUGGACGCGGCCCGGCCGAGAAGCUGCUUUCGCCGGUUUUCGAUCUCUGGGCCGCGGUCCUGGACGGCCAAGACGUAUCAAAUGUAAAAAUGUCUGGGUCUGGAAGAAUCUAAACUUGUGACGCUGUCUCUUGAUUCGAAAAGGAUUUGUAUUGCAUGACCAGUAAGAGGAGUAGAUUUUGUGCUCCGCGGAGAGGGCAUUUGUCAUGCGGAAUGGGCAUCAAGAAUCCCUCCAAAGCCCUGUGAUGCUAGGGCAUGCAUUACAGGCAUAAUGGGUCAUGAGAAAUAUGCAUGACAAAUCGCGCACUCUUCCAGACCAAGACAUUUUUACAUUUGAUAAGACGGGGGAGGUGACGAUUCUUAUACGGUUGCACGACCACCAGGAGUUGCAUUUUUAUGCAUUCUUGAAAAUGUCGAUCUCAAUCUGGAAAGAUGCACACUUGUCUUCAUGCGCAUUUCUGAUUUUUGCGAAGAAAAUCUCUUCAAUGCAUAAACAGCACAAUAAGGUACUACCCAAAUAUUGGCACUUCAUUCUAUCGAGCAAAGAGAAGAUUACAUGUUCUCUCGCUGCAAAAAAUUGAUGUUCUCAAAGCCUGUGAAGAUGCCAGUAGGGCUCCUGCAUACCACGUGACCUUCAGCGUCGUGCGAAAUGAGCACCCGACCUCGACCAAGAAAAGCUGCACUAUUCUUCCAGAGCCAGACACGACAUUUGCAUUUGAUCAGUACCGGCACCACGACCUGCCGGGGGGACCACGGGGCCGCCUGCCGCAAGGACGACGCAGCAACUGCUCGGCCGCUAUCUCCAAGCGUGGCUUCGCGAAUACGCACACGCCACCGGGACUCUGCGCGUGGCGAUGCUGCGCGCGCUGCGGCGUAUCCUGCUCAAGCAUUUCUCAACAGUCCGCGUCGGGGGCGGAGUAGAUGUUCAUACAACUGGUGCCAACGUGGACCACAACGCCGCAGCUGCCACUGCCCGUUUUUUCGAAAGCGAUUUUUACGGCGAAAUGGUUCCAAGCAGUGGAGCAGGACAAGGCAUCAUGACCACGCCGUCGAGUGGAACAAGAACGACCGGCAGAGACCUGCUUCUCCAAGUUGCAAAGAUCGCCCUCAACACCGUCAACGAAGAUUGGUCGAGAAUCCGACGCGCGGGCCUGAUCCUGCUCGCCGCCUUCGUUCGAGUAGACGUAGACCAGUUGUUGCGGACCUGUGUGCAGUUGGAAGAGUUGGAAGCGUUCUUGCUCACGCUCGAGCACGCUGAGACAAACAACCUGGACGAGGCGCUUCACGAGGAUCUUGAAGAAAGACAGGCACUGCAAACUUUGAACGCGUUCAGAAAUAUGCAUUGCAAAUAUCGAUCUGGGUCCGGAACGAAGAGUGCAGGUUUGAUUUGGCAUGCUUGUCUCACAUGACAGUUGGAUCUGUCAUGCGUGAGCACGCAAAAAGCCUCUUGCCUGUCAUGCAAAAGUGCAGUUUUUGCCAAACAGAAAGCGAAACACAAAGAUGCCCAGAAACUCUUCGGGCGUGGCUGCGUAUCGCGAUAGGGUCAGCAUUCACGGACUAGCAGCCCAAUUUUCCAGAUACAGACAUAUUUGCAAUUAAUAAGAAAUGAACUUCGCGGAUAAGAUCAACAUCCAACUAAAUGAAACGAAGG